GCCCGUGUCCGAUGAGCGAAAUCUCCCUUCAUACGCUGGAAUGCGGCCUGCCGACGCUCUUCGAGCGCAUCCCGGGCGUGCGAUCGGCCGCGAUGUGCUGGUUGCUCCCCGCGGGCACGGCGUGCGAGCCGGAGGGGCUCCAGGGGUUGGCGCCGAUGCACGCGGAGAUGCUCGCGCGCGGCGCGGGAAAUCUCGAUUCCCGCGCGCAGGCGGACGCCUACGACGCCCUCGGAAUUUCUCGCGGAUUUUCCGCGCAGACGUGGAAUCUUUCCUUCACGACCGUCCUGACGGGCGCCAGAUUGGUCGAAUCGCUCCCCCUGAUGGUCGCCAACGUGCGCGAGCCGCGGAUGAGCGCGGACAGCUUCGAGCCGGCGCGCGCGCUGUGCGUGCAGGCGGUGCAAUCGCUCGAUGACGACCCCGGCGAGCGCGUGAUGGUGACGGCGCGCGGCGCGCACGCGCCGGCGCCGAUCAACCGCCCGUCGAUGGGCACGCUCGAGGGCCUCGCGUCGCUGGACCCCGGCGUGGUGGCGGAGACGUGGCGGGAGCGGGCGGUGCCCGGCGGCUCGAUCCUCGCCUUCGCGGGCGACGUGGACGAGAAGGCGAUCGUCGGGAAGCUCAACGGUCUGCUCGCCGGAUUCGCGGGCGAGGGCCCGGGCGUGAGCAUCGCGGACGACGCGCCCCGCGGGUACCACCACGAAGCGGGCGACACGAACCAGGUGCACAUCGCGGUGGUGCACGAUUCGCCGGCCGAGACGUCGGAAGACGCGUUCCGCGAGCGUCUGGUGAGCGCGGUGCUGUCCGGCGGGAUGUCCUCGCGUCUGUUCACGGAGGUCCGCGAGAAGCGGUCUCUGUGCUACUCGGUGUACGCGAGCUACGGGGCGGAGGCGGCGUACGGGCGGACGGUGGCGUACGUCGGCACGACGCCCGAGCGCGCGCAGGAAUCGCUCGACGUGCUCGUCGAUCAGCUCGAGCGGAUCAACAGCCCCGAAGGGGCGAUCACGCGGGAGGAGUUCGACCGGGCGGCGAUCGGGAUGAAAUCGCGUCUGGUGAUGUCGGGCGAGUCGACGAGCGCCCGCGCCGGGGCGAUCGCGCGGGACUUCCGCAAGCUGGGGCGCGCCCGCUCGCUCGAGGAGCUGACGGGCGCGAUCGACGCGUUGACGCUCGACGAGGUGAACGCGUACCUGGCGCGCCGCCGCCUCGGAACGCUGACCGUGUGCACGAUCGGGCCGAGCGAGCUGUCGAUGCCCGGGGUUCCGGGGGGGGCUGACGGGGGCGGGGGAGUCCCUACAAUCGGGCGCAUGACCCCGUACUACGUCACCACGCCGAUCUACUACGUCAACGACGCCCCGCACAUCGGGCACUGCUACACCACGCUCCUGGCGGACGUGCUCGCGCGGUUCCACCGCCUGGCGGGGCGGGACGUCUUUUUCCUGACCGGGACGGACGAGCACGCCGAGAAGGUGGUGACCUCGGCCGAGCAGCGCGGUCUGACGCCCAUCGAGUGGGCGGACCGCAACGCGGACGCCUUCCGCGAGGCGUUCGGCCUGAUGGGCUUCUCCAACGACGAUUUCAUCCGCACCACCGAGGACCGGCACAAGGAGAAGGUGACGGCGUACAUCGCGGAGCUCCAGGAGCGGGGGGACGUGGAGCUGGGCGAGUACGAGGGGUGGUGGGACCCGUCGCAGGAGGAGUACGUCACCGAGAACGAGGCCCGCGAGCACGAAUUCAAGAGCCCGGUGACGGGCAAGGACCUGGUGAAGCGGACGGAGCACAACUACUUCUUCCGCCUGAGCAAGUACGCGGACCGCCUGCAGGCGCACAUCGAGGCGAACCCGGGGUUCAUCCUGCCCGAAUCGCGCCGGAACGAGGUGCUGGGGCGGAUCAAGCAGGGGUUGCGCGACGUGCCGAUCAGCCGGGCGAUCGACGAGGCCGACCCGUCUUCCACGUGGGGCAUCCGGAUGCCGGGGGACGAGGGGCACCGGGUGUACGUGUGGAUCGACGCGCUGUUCAACUACCUCUCGGUGGUGGACACGGGUGAUCGCGGGAAGUACUGGCCCGCGCAGGCGCACCUGAUCGCGAAGGACAUCCUGUGGUUCCACGCGGUGAUCUGGCCCUGCAUGCUCAUGGCGCUGGACAG
Symbiodinium necroappetens is the source of this 2137-nucleotide messenger RNA. The record is from the annotation of a GenBank genome assembly. NCBI's taxonomy places the organism in Eukaryota, Dinophyceae, Suessiales, Symbiodiniaceae.